Molecule: messenger RNA, 3514 nt
Organism: Xiphophorus maculatus (southern platyfish)
Lineage: Eukaryota; Metazoa; Chordata; Actinopteri; Cyprinodontiformes; Poeciliidae
Gene: mturn
Product: maturin, neural progenitor differentiation regulator homolog
Exons: 3
Coding region: 456-845 (129 amino acids)
Biological process (GO): regulation of signaling; positive regulation of megakaryocyte differentiation
Cellular component (GO): cytoplasm
Source: RefSeq, a predicted model, not a curated record
UGUCUGUCUAACUCACUAAUGUAGCCGACAGAUUGCAGUGGACGGCUGGGCCGCUUAGCCGUUCGUCAUCGCCUCUCUCUCUCUCUCUCUCUCUCUUUUUUUUAUCCCAGCGUCUCUGCUGCGUACGCAUAUAUGCGACGGACGGUCUGAUUUCAUAACGCGGCGAGGAGGAAGAGAGGAAUGGGGCUGUGAGAGGCGGAUGAACAUCAACCCCAUCGGUCGGCUCACCGUGCAGAGCAGCAGCAGCUGCAGCCGCCGUCUCCACCCCGCUGCUGUUCGCCGCCGGUGCCGCGCAGAAGAGAUGCGCUAUAGCGGAGGCUGCUGCUGAUGCUGAUGCUGCUGAUCUUUGCGUCUUGAGCAUCAUCGACGCGACGGCCAGAGGGUGGGCACGGGGGGGUGGUGGGGGGAAAUCGAUCUCCGGAGCCAGGGACACACGGUAGACAGGACAGCAGAGGAUGGAGUUCAAGCAUCUGGUGGAGGCGGCGGAGAAGUGGUGCUCCGGGAACCCGUUCGACUUGAUCUUCGCCGAGGAAAACGACGAGCGGCGGCUGGACUUCUACGCAGAGCCCGGUGUCUCUUUCUAUGUGCUGUGUCCCGGCGGCACCGACACCUUUCAUGUUUGGAGUGAGAGCGAGGACUGCCUUCCGUUUCUGCAGCUGGCACAGGACUACAUUUCCUCCUGCGGGAAAAAGACUCUGCUGGAGGUGUUGGAGAAGGUCUUCACGUCCUUCAGGCCUCUGCUAGGUCUUCCAGACAUUGAAGAUGACAGCUUUGAGCACUACCAUGCAGACAUGGAGGGGGAGCCUGGGUCUGACCACCAGCAGAUGGGGGUCAGCCAGCAGUGAUGACCCGCCGAGAGGACCCCCGAGCCUGGACACGAUUGCUCCUGAAGACUUGGGCCUUGAUACCUUAGCUCACUUAAUAGCACACACUCUUGCAAACUUAUAGUUGACAUGCUGAACUAUCACCACCUUGUUCUUGAAUGUUUCAGUGGCUUUGCUUUCCAAAGACUGCACUUUGUUGCCCUCCCUCACCCUGUCCUUUUCUAAAAGACACACACAGAAGUUUGCAUUUUCACAUGUUAGGACUUUGUAUUGACUUCCAUUCAUUUUAGUAUAAUGACAUUUAUGCCUAGCCUUACCAACAACCCUUACCCUGACAAUUACCAGUAUAUUUGUAACCCUAAACCCAACCAAAACUGGAUUCACACCAUACCUCUAAACCUAACUCCUAACUCUAAAAAUGGGGCCCCACCCCACACGUAACUCCCCAAAGACUUUUGGCAACAUUGGUCCCCUUGAGUCCUUUUUAGGUUUAUGGAAACAAAGACUUAUGGGGGCUUGAGAGGACAUUGGUCCCAUGAGUAUUUUUUGGAGUUAUGUGGACUUAUGGGGACAUUGGUCCCCUUUAGUCUUGUUUUGGAGUUAUGGGGACACAUGGGGAUGUUGUUCCCCCUGAGUCUCUUUAGGAGUUAUGGGGACUUAUAGAGACUUUGGUCCCCCUGAGUCUUUUUUGGAGUUAUGGAGGCUUUGGCACCCAUGAAUCUUGUUUUGGAGUUAUGGGGAUACAUGAGGAUGUUGGUCCCCAUUAAUCUCUUUUGGAGUUAUGGGGACUUAUGUUGACAAAGACUUAUGGGGACAUUAGUGCCCAUAAAUGUUUGUUUUAUGGGGACAUAGGUUUAAUUGUACCAAAAGAUCCUAAUUAGGCUACACAACCAAGUACAAAUACAAACAUACAUACACAAACAUAUAUACACACCACUCUUAUGCUUUGGGGUUAUGUGAGCUGUAGCCAUGUACAAGUUAUAAUCAUUCACAGUCCGGUUAGUUAAAGUUACACAUCACAGCAAUAUUAUAUCAGCUUUGUUAUGCAGAAAAACAUUCAGAUGUUACGGCAAUACGCACCCCAGCCUCCACGCCAACCCCCGACCUGUGGAGGCGAAUGUGGGAGAUUGCUAACUUUUUCAGCCAGUCUGACAUAAAUGACGCACAAAUAACCAACAACAGGGGAAAAACUGACAGUUUGUGGCUAUGUGAAAGCAAAGGUCUAGCAGGUGCAGGAAAGAGAAAGGGAAGUGAGGAAAUAACAUGCAGUUAGUCGUGACACAGAUUCACGCUAGCAACAUCUAACAUAAAUGCAGUCAAAUAGGUUAAGGUGAUUCCCUCGAUGCAAUCGCUCCUUUGUGUGGAUUAGAAAACUCUACAGCUUUCCCAGUAGCAUGGAUCAUUUUGAAGUGUUUGUUAAUGUUUGUAAAGCUGUGUAUGGAAAAUCAGUUACAAGUUGAAGAUCUUUUUGACCACUGUUGCUAUCUUAUGACUGUCACAAUAAUAGCCUGUGCUGCAGCUUUAAUCCUUCCUUAUUUGGGUGUCUUGAUGCCAUGCAACACCCAGCCUCUUGAAUGUUGUAGUCUUCCUGUUGAUCCGAGGUGUGCCUCUCUUCCUGGGCACCACCUGAGGAGAUAACCCUUGUAAAGCUUCCCAAAAUCCCACUCUUUUUCAUGAAAUGUUUUCAAUCUGUUGUCUCAAUUAUGGUUUCUUCAGAAUAGGUUUACAAAGGACACACCCACACACCCCUGGACAGCACGGGAGGAAGGGGUAACUAGAUACUGUUGGCCACCCGUUUUGUGUGGAACGCUAUCAGGCCAAAAACUUGUGACUUUCAUGUGUCUUCAAUGUUUCUACGUCAUUUACUGGAUUUAAGAGGUUGUGUAAACUACAGAAAAUGUGGUGUGCCCUACCAUAAUAACAACAGAUUAAUGGUGUGCAUCACCUGCAAGGUUUUUAAGCUUUCAAGAGUCUCCAAAAAUUAUCUUUGUACAAAUUUCUUAAAAGUUCCUAACUCAUCCAGCAUGUCAGGUAUGGAUGUGGAGAUGUGAUUAAAGCAAGUUAGUUACGUCUGACAUGCAUGGAGUUGAGAUUACAUUAGCAAUGGGGGCCAUGACGUUGGUGCGUCAUAAUUUCCUACACGAAUAAUGAUUAUAUUAUACAUCAAUCAAUUUUAUAGGUUGAUGUAUAAUCUAUAAAAAACAAAAUGACAACAUAUUGUUUUUUGAAAUUCAGUAAAAUAAAAGUUUGGGGCUCCUGAAUUUUCCUUGUUUCUUAAGUCUAUCCAAAGUCAAUGAUGUUUCUUGACUGGUUGGUUGAAGGCAAAUGUUGUUGAUGUGUGCUUAAUACACAGACAAUGUGCAAGCACGUUGUUUCACGCAAACAACACAUAUUUAACGUAUGAGUCACAUGAAAGGUUAUGCGUUUUUGACCCCUCUGGCCUUCCAUAACACAACUUUCAGUUCAAAUCUCAGUCAAUGCGCUGCAAGACUUCCUUUCGCUUUCUACAACUAGGGCAACACAAAGGACUAACGGCUCCUCUACCAAGUUACUUUGACUCCUAAAUGUUUUAUUAUUACUUUCAUCACCAUCAUCAUCAUCAUUUGGCUGUUUGAAUGUUUUCCAUGCAGUAUAUCCUCUGUCCUCUGACGUGUGUGACAUUGGUCAAUAAACGGUGUGAACUGAGAGCC